Chenopodium quinoa (quinoa) is the source of this 648-nucleotide messenger RNA. RefSeq lists its product as uncharacterized. NCBI's taxonomy places the organism in Eukaryota, Viridiplantae, Streptophyta, Magnoliopsida, Caryophyllales, Amaranthaceae. The record is from RefSeq and is a predicted model, not a curated record. The transcript is spliced from 2 exons. Bases 1 to 648 code for a protein of 215 amino acids.
AUGGCCAUGGUUAAUGUAACCAAGACUAAUUUGCAAAAAAUGAGAGAUGAAGGAUGGGAUUCUCAUAUGGAAAAGGUAAUUUCUUUUAUUGGUGACUAUGACAUUGCAGUUCCAGAUAUGGAGGCUAAAUAUGUUGUUCCCGGGAGGAGGUUGUUUAGAGGUAAAUGCCCACAAGUGUCCAAUCUACAUCAUUUUCGAGUUGAAGUUUUUUUUGGUGUCAUUGAUCUUCAAUUGCAAGAACUUGAAAAUCGAUUUCCCGAAAUAACUAAAGAACUACUUGUGUGUAUGUCUUGUUUGAGUCCUGUGGAUCGUUUUUCUAAGUUUGAUAAGGAAAAAUUGAUUAAGCUUGCAAAAUUCUAUCCUAAUGAAUUUCCAAGUUCAGAAUUGAUAGUCUUUGGUCAUACACUUGAUAGUUACAUUUGUUCUGUUAGAGGAGAUGAAAGGUUUUGGAAUUUGAAGGGUCUUAGUGAUCUUUCAAUCAAAUUGGUUGAAACGGGAUUGUCUGAAACUCAUGAUAGGGUCUAUUUACUUUUGAAAUUGGUGUUGCUUCUUCCUGUCGCAACGGCAAGUGUGGAAAGAGUAUUUUCUGGCAUGAAGCAAACUGAUGCUAAAUCCAAGCUGGAAAGACAGCUUAAGUUGGGAGAUUAG